Messenger RNA from Sphaeramia orbicularis (orbiculate cardinalfish), 1794 nucleotides. RefSeq lists its product as uncharacterized. The transcript is spliced from 9 exons. The coding region runs from base 15 to 1562 and encodes 515 amino acids. Gene Ontology annotation, molecular function: tRNA binding; double-stranded RNA binding; nucleotidyltransferase activity. Gene Ontology annotation, biological process: regulation of translational fidelity. The record is from RefSeq and is a predicted model, not a curated record. NCBI's taxonomy places the organism in Eukaryota, Metazoa, Chordata, Actinopteri, Kurtiformes, Apogonidae. Gene Ontology annotation, cellular component: cytoplasm.
CAUUGGUGCUCUGCAUGGGAAGUGUGAACGCAGAUGUCCUAGAACUGAUCCACAACAUGCUCUUUGUCCUGGUCACCCUCUCUACAAUCCCCCAGAUCCCUCUGCAGGGAUACCACAUUUUCUUUGGUGUAGCUUGUUGCCUUUUUACUGCAGCCUCACUCUAUGGCACCUUUGCACGACUCAUCAACACCAUAGCAGAGAAGUCUCUCAUCCCUGUAGGUCCACAGCCCAUCUCCACUGAGAAACUAAAGAAAUCUUUGACAUGCAACAGGUUUAAAAACAAAGGCCAUGAGGAGCCACCGAUAACUGAGCAAGCCUCUGAUGCCCUGUUUUACCUUUUAAAUGGGGUUUCAAGUCUCUCAGCUCUCCAUACGAGUGUGGCCAGCACAAAUACUACCUUUCUCCAUCUCACUGUUCCUUGGGUUCUCAUCUCUGGAGCUGUUGUCCAGACCUAUGUCAGCCGACUCCAGCUCACAGAUGGUCAGUUUGGUUCAGUCACCUCAUCCAUCUAUGCGGCAGUGUGGGCAACCUGGACCUGGUUUAGGUUUGGAGGUAACCUGCUUCAGUUUUCCACUGAAGCAACUUAUGGUUUUGCAGCAGGAGCCAUAGCGUUCCUGGUUAUUAAUGCAUCUCUGAUACUAAUUGCUGCCUACAGGAACCUGGUUUUGCUGUUUUUAACAACCAUCAUGGAGGUUGGACUGGUUUGUUUCCUGCUUUCCACUAUGCAGCAUCUACCAUACGAACUGGAAAUGGCCAUGCUUGCUCUUCUGUCUGUAAUCUGUAUUUAUGGAGCUCUGGCAUCACUGAUCAACUGUACCUUCUCACAGAGGAUGCUGCCUCUGGGCCCUGCUUUAUUAAAGGAGGAAAUUAAACAGGAGACUGCCUCAGAGCCUCCCUGUCCUGUGGCUGACUCACAACACACCAGUGGCCUCCUGAAGAUUGCUGGUCUUCUGGGAGAAGGUGGAGUGUGUGGUAUUCCCACAGACACUGUGUAUGCCCUGGCUGCGUCCUGCAAAAACCCUCAGGCUAUAGAGAAAAUCUACAACAUUAAAGACAGACCAGCGGAGAAGCCCAUCUGUAUUUGCAUCUCUACUGUUGAGCAGCUGGUGGCAGCCAAGCCUCCUUUCAGUCCUCUGCUCUGGGAGUUCAUGAGGAAUGUGUAUCCUGGAGGCAUCAGCUGCAUUGUCAGCAAAGGAGACUGGCUGUUUAAACUGGGAGUAGGACCAGCCUAUGACCGCGUUGGUACUAACAACAGCAUCAUGAUCCGUGUUCCUGACCACACUGUGACCAGUCACCUGUGUGACAUCACUGGACCCCUUGCCAUUACUUCAGCCAAUCCCAGUGGAGAGCCCGACAGCACCCACCACAGCAUGGUCAUCAGUCGACUGGGACACAAGAUCCAAGGUGUUCUGUGUGACGGAGAGUCUAAUGAAGUUGUUGCUUCCACUGUCGUCAACUGCCUGAGGAUUGAUGAAGGAAUCAUCACCAUUGUGAGAGAAGGCUGCGUCCCUGCAGUUAACGUCCUCCAGAUCUUUGAAAGAGUGAAAAGUACAACGGUGUGAUUGUCUCAUGUGUUUUUCUCCUUUGCUCUACACUCUUGGUUCCUCUUCAGCUUCAGUACUUCUACUUACAAAGCCUAGGACACUUGAUGAACAAAAGUUUGACAGUUAUAUGUGUUACCUGAAAGCCAGAAUAUCUGGUCAAAUGUUCCCUAGUCACUGUUUCUCAGCCUUAGAAAUGAAGAAAAUAUUUAACUUUGUUGGUUUACUGUUUUAAAUUGAAAAAUUAUAUAUU